This is a messenger RNA of Diaporthe batatas, 513 nucleotides long. RefSeq lists its product as uncharacterized. Bases 1 to 513 code for a protein of 170 amino acids. NCBI's taxonomy places the organism in Eukaryota, Fungi, Ascomycota, Sordariomycetes, Diaporthales, Diaporthaceae. The transcript has a single exon. The record is from RefSeq and is a predicted model, not a curated record.
AUGGCGAGUAGUAGCACGCAAGCAAACGAGGGGCACGAUCGUCCCUCGCAGUGUAAUGAGGACACCGACUGGGUCGUAGUCAAAGCAGGCGCAGAUAUUGGCACAGAAGACUUCGAGAUUAUCGAAUCCGCCGAGGCCCAAUGCUGGUGUGGCGGCUCGGACGCCGAGCUUUGUCGUCAGAAGGGUCACCGUUGGCCGCUUUGCCAAGUCGACCGCGAGGAGCUGUUGCCGAAACAGCCUGAUGAGCCUAGUCACCGGUCGCACGACAAAGAGGAUAAAGAUGCAAGGGCGGACUCGAACUCAGAUGUAGAUCAACCCCCUGGCGAAGACUGGACUACUGGCCCUUCUAAGUCCGAUCCUUCUCCAAGGCCAAAAAAGAAGCGUCGGAUCGCCAUCCCGCCAGUGUCUGCAAACACGAGCAGCGGUCCAUUUUCCCAGCUGGCUGUCCUCACUGACCUGAUGGAUCAAACUAGGAGUGAUUACGAGGACCUCUAUUCCGCAUAUCAAAAGUAG